Protopterus annectens (West African lungfish) is the source of this 9715-nucleotide messenger RNA. It is a transcript of the gene TP53INP1, whose product is annotated as tumor protein p53 inducible nuclear protein 1. Gene Ontology annotation, biological process: positive regulation of DNA-templated transcription; autophagosome assembly. The coding region runs from base 2212 to 2928 and encodes 238 amino acids. The transcript has 4 exons. Gene Ontology annotation, cellular component: nucleus; autophagosome. NCBI's taxonomy places the organism in Eukaryota, Metazoa, Chordata, Ceratodontiformes, Protopteridae. The record is from RefSeq and is a predicted model, not a curated record.
UUUUUUUGGGGGGGGGGACAACGAAUGUUCUAAAUGUAAUUCGAUGUACACUUGUGACAACUAGCUGCUGUCUAAAUGCUUUUGAAUUCCUUGUUAUGCCGUUGCCUGUGAAAUGAUCUGUGGUGCUCGCAGCGACUUGUUGAUUCUACAUUACGCAGUAAACAGAUAAGGGAAGCAUUCUUUUUUGUCAAGUUCAUUGCAGAAUUGUAUCUUGUGAAAAAAAAGUCGUGUCGAAAAACGUUUUUAUGCCGUGAAAGUUAAUGUUUUGAAGAGGAACGGGGGUUCGCAGCCUCACGAAGUAAUGUGAAGACAAAGGAUUAGUAACACAAGAUCAGUAUUGCACCACAUAGACUGUUAGAAGAAAAAAUGAAGUGGGAGGAGCUAUGUCCGGAGCCCUAGUUAUGCGAUUGGGGCCAAAACUGAAGAUCCCACCUCCUCGCUAUUUGCCCUAGUUUCUCCAGUUGGAUGCAGCACGCGCAUUGUUUGGGAUCAUCUGGGGACAUUGGAAAAGCCUGUCAGAAACCAGUCUACACUGACUUCUCGGGCACUGAGCACUACAUGGGGGGUUUAAUGUUUAAUUCCAGGCUUUUCGAAGUCUUGCGGUCAAGUACGAUAACGGCAGGCUGGCCGAUGAGUGUGUUCAACUGUAUACAUGCAUCUUGCUAACAUUUUGUUAUGGAUGGGCAAAUAUCAUAGCAAAUGUCUACGCGCCCGCAUGUGUUAAGAAAAGAGUUUCACGUUGACAUUUUUCUUCGUUAAAGCCCUUGCUCUUCUGUUCGAAAAGUUACGUAUCACCAAGUGCUGAAGUAGUUUCCGGCAUCGGGUCAAAACGUUUUCCGAUAUAAAUACGCGAGUUAGUUAUCGGACACUGCAGUCAGAAAUUUUUUUUUGAACAUAUAUGUCAUUCAGUAGUGUAGACACCUCGACGUGUUUCCUUUAUGUCACACGUGUGGUAUACCUACACUCCUGUUUACAGUUCACACACUAAACUGGUAAUCUAAUUAGCCGUAAAGAGACUUCAUUCUCCGUAAGGGUUCAGACAGAACACUUUAUGUAUUUAUACAUAAUUUGCCCCUACCGUAUAUUUAAAAAAUAUACGCAAGUGUCAAAUAGCCCUGUAUACUUCAGAAAGGGAUAUAUUGUCACCUGUUGUCUCUUACCAUAAAAUGCUUUUUAUAUGUGCGUUCCUGUAGGUAAUUAUGUUUUGUAUAGUCUUAUAUUACUGUACCCUUAUUCUCUGGUACUGGUUUGUAGCCGGGGGCAGGCAAGCAUCUCUCCUAGCAACAAAUCUCUCAACCUCGUAGAUUAGUCCUAGGCUAACUACCCUUUCAGGCCAUUUUAAACCUAGCCAAUUAUCCCUUGUGAGACUCAAACCUUGGACCUUGUGUUUGUAAGGCAAACACCUAAACCAUUAGGCCACUCUCCCAACAUACACAGUAAACAGCCUCGGCAAGGCUCGAACCCAGGACCCUGCACACCAUAGCCAAAGUGAUUUACCACUAAGCCCUGUCAGAUAUAUAAAUAAAUCCAGACAAAGUCUAAAAUAAUGAGGAACAAAGGCCCAAAACAGGGACAGUUUUUAAAUGUUGCUUAUAUAAACUUCGAAAGCUGACAGAAUAGUGGGUUUCGCAUUGGCAUGCAUUUUCCAAAGGGUAUGAAGUCUGAAACUCAAAUGUCUAUCCUUACGUAAUGACUUCAGUCCUCAAUGAUUUUCCAGAAAACCACAAAUUUUAUGAGGAACGGACCAAACAUAAGAGGCAAAAAUAUGGGCAGCGGAGAGAGGUAUGCUUAGCAAAAAUUGAUGAUGUCCGAGAAGCAGUCCUGGAUUGGACACCUCUUUGUGCAGUUUAGAUCAGUAAUGCACAUAAUAGUGUCGGGUGUUGGAGGAAAUCACGGAGGGGGGUUGCUGAGGAAAUCCACAGGGACACUGGAAGUGUGCAGGCUCAGCAUAGUAUCCACCCUAGCCACUCUGAAACUCGCAAGCAGAAGAGUGAAAUUUAGGAUCAGCUCUCCAUACAGGAGUCUGUUCACAUAGUAUGACUUACUCAGCAGUUAUCGAAAUAUAACCGACCGUCCUGAUCUUUCAUACUAAAAGCAUACCUUGUGCUCCUGUCAGUUUGGAAUUAUCUUUAUGCCAUUCUUGAAGUCUGUUAGGAGGUGCUCAGAAACUGCAAGAACACUUCCAAGCCACACCUCUGUUCUACAGUUGCAAUGUUUCAGAUGCUGACUAAUGUUCUUUUGGGAGAGAUUAAAAAUGUGACUGCCAUGGAACAAGAACCCAAUAUUACAGAAAAAGAGGAUGAUGAAUGGAUACUUGUUAAUUAUCUAGAUGGCUGCACUAAUUGCUGUGGAGAAGAAGCAGAUAACAUUGACUCUGCAGUCUCUCUAGACUAUCCUGAACUGUUGUCCAGCUCUGCUUCUUCCCUGGAGCUCUUUGGUGAGACUGAUGCUUCUCAUUUCAUUCGCUUUAACUCCUGCCCCCUAGAGGAGAGCUGGUUUAUUACCCCUCCCCCAUGCUUUACUGCAGUUGGGCUUGCCGGCGUCCAGGUGGAGACCAGCCCCUUGGAGAAUCUUCUCAUUGAACAUCCUAGCAUGUCCGUGUAUGGUAUUUGUAAUGUCCACCACAGACUGAAGGAGUCUGGCAGCAGGUCUGUCGAGUCUGAAAUGUCUGACCUUCGAACAGCAACACAAAACAAACUGGGAAAUCGUAUUCGCUGCUAUGCAUCAGUCCUUGCUGCCCGCAGCAUCCUUCUGGGAGAAGCCAAAAGUCUUCAUCUUUCUCAACGGGCAGAACAACAGAUUGGGAGGCGCCAAAUCACCCAAAACAGACUCCGUCGCCAAAAUCUUGCCAGGGACUUCCAGUCUCGCCUAACCAAACAAAGUGGAAUUUUUGUACAUCAGCCUUGCCAGCGUCAGUACAACUACUGAUUAAAGACUGUAUGCUUUUCAUUAAGAGCCUGUAUGUAUUUAUAAUUUUCCCUUCUGCCUAUACUAGGUAGCACUGUUACAGUAUAUCUCAUUAUCUUGUAAUGUUAGAUCUGUUAAACAGAAGCAACAUUAAAGAGAGCAAAUGUUCACACUGUUUUGAAGUGUUUUCACAAAACUGUUUUAUCACAUAAUGCCUUUUUUUAGGUUGAAGUAAUUUUCUAAAGUUAUUUUUAAAAGACUCGGUAUAACAUAUUAAUGUAGUAUUUCUGUGUAUGUUUAUGACAAUGUUGUUCUGGUAGUUAGUUGUGUCUGUUCUGCAUUGUCUGGAAAUUACAAAGUUGAUCCUUCAGCUGUUUCCUGUUGUGCAUUAAGUUUGAUUUAUGAAAUUCUCAGGGCCAGUACAGUGUAGCCUACCUUUUGUUCAGAUUAGCCAAUACCUGAUAUAAUGUCAUUGUUACUAUGUGCAGCAAGUUUGACUUGCAGAGGUGCGCUUUAGUUUUAUUCAAACAUUUCAGUGCUGCAGUAAAUAAAGUAUCUGUGUAAUGUCACCAUCUUUUGGUGCCCUGUGAGUGAGGUAAACACUAACUAGAGAGUGAUGCAAAAGUCUUGUUUUUUCAUUCUUGUAAUUCUCAGUAUGUAUACAUUUCUUUGCUGGCAAAACUAAAUCCUUUUUUCCCCAGUCCAUAUUAAGUAAAGUGGAAUCCAGUUCAUAUACUUAGGGGAACGUAAUGAUUGUGACUGGCCUGUUGUUAAACCUAUUCUUUUUCCUCUUCUUACUCUGUUAAUUCCACUCCACUCUGAUGAGUGUUGAUUUCUUAAUCUUAGAACGUGUUGUAGGCCUGGGAAUUUAUACACCAGAGAUAGGCUAGGUAUUACUUACUGCUACCUGUUUGGUUGCAGAAUCUUUAGAAUAGGCAGGGGUAAUCGACAUAGACUUAGGCAAGACCUGUUUUUGUUUUUAUGUGUCUCAUUAAUAUUGUUUGAAUGAACUGGCAUGAUUUCUAAAAGCUGUCUUUUUAUAUACUUAAUUGAAUGCUUGCCUUUGCCAGGGAUGUCCCAAAUGUAUUUCAAGUAAUUUAGUCAGCAAAAAGCAUCAAAAUAAUGCCACCUAUAUUACAUUUUUGAGACAAGAUAAGAUCCUGACUGGCGAAAUAAACAUCUGACAGUCUUGUAGCUUUUACAUGCCAGUUCAAAGAAUUAUCCUGAUCCCUCCUUCAUAUUUUCUCUCAAAGGUUUGUAAUUGGCAUAUCCAUCACCAUGUGCUGUGGACAGUUGUAUAUAGAAUUGCUGCUUAGACAGUGGCUGGCUACAGGGGAUGUGAGGAGAGCUUUAUAGUUUGCCAGGUCUUGCUGAGUAUAGUGUAAGGCCAAUAGAGGAUAUUGUGUUUGGUCAUGGGGUGAGAUUAGAAGAUUGCCAUGGAUUUAUUUUAUGCAUCAUUUUAAUCCAUGAGGAUCAUUUGGAGAGGUGCACUAAACUACAGUGGCUUAUUUGAGAACUUACUGUUUCAAUGCAGAGAAAUAGGAAUGAUAUUGGCCAGACUAUAUGGAUUUUCCCAGUUAUUCUCACUAAGGGUAGUAAAUAAUUAAUCAGCCAUGGAAUGGGUAAGGCCAAUCUAACACUAAACAGGAUAGGUCAAUUCAAGCACCCAAAAAAGGAAAUUGGCUAGGCUUAAAAUGGCCAGUAAGGGAAGCUAGCAAAUGGGAUAGGUUAAUUCAAGAGGCGAAAGGAAAAUUGGCAAGGCUUAAAAUGGCCUGCAAGGGCAGCUAGUCUAGUACUUACCUAUGAACCUAUGUUUCAUGGACUGGUAUGGACUUCAAAUUUGUCAGAUACCAGGGACUGUUUGUGACAAGAUUAAAAAAAAACCUCUCUUCAGCAUUAUUAAUUAUAAAAUACAAGAAGUACAAAUACAGUUUACAUAGUGAGAAUCCUCUGCAUCAAUGCAUGCAUUUAAGUUGCAGUUUACUAGCAUUAAGGAAAGCAUGUCCCAUGAAAAACGAUUAUAUUUCCCUUCCCCUUCCUUCCUCCCUCCCUCCCUAAAGCAUCUCAUGCCUGUAGAAGAUACUUCUGUAUUUCAGCAACGACAUUUCCCUCUUCUCCCCCACCCACCCCAGACUGAAGCAUAUUGUCCAUUGCACAAUAUAUUAUAUUUUUGCACUUUUUAUACUUCAGAGACUUUCUAGUAAAAUACCACUAUACUGAAGCUGAUGACAUUGCUGUGAGAAGUGGAGAUACAUAUUACAUUUGCUCCUAAAUACAUUUUAUGCAUGGAAUUCUCAUAGACUGUAAUAUGUUGUUUAUUAUGUUUUUGUAAGUCUGGAAUUGUAACAAGAGUGUCUAUUUUAUGCUUUAUGUGUUGCACUUCAAAUUUCACUUUGGCUAAUUGCUUGUUACAGAUGUUUUUUAGAAACUGAUAUUUGAAUAAUAAUGUUCAUUUAAAGUAAAGCUAACUACCUGUUGGAUAUGUGCUGAGGAAACUGAUGCCUGAAGACUAAUCUUUGGAUUUUUUUUAGUGUGGACAGAAGUUCUACAAUCACACUGGGGAUGUAAUAGUUAGGAAAUAUAGAUUAGUAUUAAAAUGUAUAAGGAGUGUGAUGUUACAACAAAUUCAGUUACAUAUCUUGCUUUAUUUACAGUCUACAUUAUUUUUUUAUAAGCUGCUUUAUUAUUCUAUAUGUAUUUGAUAUUUUACAAGGAACAGGUAAAUCUAAGAUGCACACUACCUGGAUAUGCUAUUACUGUGACUUCACUGUUCAGUUUAAGUAGUAUUGUCAAAUUGUACUACGUUUUGAAUGAGCUUUUUAAUUACUUAGGAUUGUGCGGCAAGGCAUUACUUUGUCCCUUAAAUGAAAAAAAAAAAAAUUCAAAACCUAAAUGUUCAAGUUGCUUAGUAAGUACAGUAUUUGAGAGAAAAGUAAUAUUUUUAUUCAUGACUAAUUCAGAUCCCAAAUGAAUUACAUAAUUUACUGUGAAUCAUUUUUUUUCAUUGCAGCUUCAUUUUUUGUACUGGGCCACCUGGACUAAUGCCCCAAGGGACCCACAUGGAGGGCCACCAGGGGACUACCAGCCUUUCUCUGUCCACCCCAGUCCCAUACUACCUCCAGUUCUCUCAGUCCUACCUGCAGAAUUGUACCCCUAUGGCCUUCAUAUACUAGAGUGAUUCGGGCAUUUCUUGUAGCCCUAACCUCAGCUCCUUGGGGCUGAUAUAGGCACCACAUACUGUAGAUCAUUCUACUCCCUCCAGCCCCUGAGAGGUACCAUCUACGACUUGGGAUACCAAACUUAUGUCCUCCCAGUCAGUGGCCCUCAUACAGCCCUCUAUUUGCACUACAGCAGUGGCCAGUCAGGAAGUACCUCACUCUCUCCCUGGACUAGACAAGCCAACAUUAGCUUUCAACUCCCAUUCCCCCCCACAGUUCUUCUUGCACCUGAGACAUUACUUGAAUUCAGGUAGUAUGGAUUAUAGACAGGGUUAUCCCUCUGUGCCAGUCAGUCAGGUAUGAAUUUGGGUUUUAUGGCUGUAAGAACAAGUUAGGCAAUAUUAAGUUCAAACACACACACACAUCUGUAUAUAUUGUUUUUCAUAGUGUUGGUGUUUAUAUUUACUACCAUCGUAUAAGCUUCUUUUGCAAGCAGAAGUGUACUGAAACAGUGUAUUUGGCAUUUCAGUAAAUUGCUGAUAAAUAAUUUAAUUGCACUUUGUCACAUUUGAUGAGUAGAAUGUUAGUACAUUGUAGAUGGACGGAGAUUUACUUGACCAUCAUGGUACGGUCAGGGAGGGAGUAUAAGUCAUUUGUUGCAGGAGUAAUGCAUGUUGUGUGACACAUCCAGCUGUACAGGCUGCAUCAGAGGUUCCCUUCUAAAGUAUGAUAUUAAUAUUCAUGUUUUAUUCUAAAGUAUGAUAUUAAUAUUCAUGUUUUAUUCUAAAGUAUGAUAUUAAUAUUCAUGUUUUAGAUUUUACUGUAAUACUAACAUUUAUGCUCAAGUUUAUUGGCAAGUGGGAUGAGGUGCUUUUAAUCCAGUCUACAGCCAUAGCAAGGAUGGCACAAAGGGGGAACAUUGCCCCCCCAGGUGCAAACUGUUAGGGAGGACAAUCAGCACUGUAGGAGAGGUGCUGUCUGGUCCUUGGAAGCAGUCUGUGCAGUCACCUAGGCAGCCACAGGUGUAGUAAGCGACAUUCAGACAGUUACUUGUGCAGUAUGAUUACUGUGAGAGGUACCAAUCAGUAAAUACAAGGCUGCAGGCAGCUUCAGUAAUGUAUCCUUUAAGCAGCGGUUUAAAUUAUUCCUGAGACUGCUCUGCUUACAGUGAGUAAGUAUUUUUAUAAUUGUGUAAUGAACUGUUGCUACAAAUAAUGAAAAACAUUUGAAACAAUAUAGCAAAGUUUUUUUUUUUUUAUCCUUACUUAUUUGGGAUAACACCAACUAGAUGCUUUAUCAAGGGUGCCAGUUGUGUAGUAGAAAGCAUGGUGGGGUAUAGCAUAUGUGUUGUAAAUUAAGUUCUGAAUAUUAAGAGAAAAUUAAAUGCAUUUUUUACUGAUUUGAUUGUACUGUUAAAAUUGUCUUCUGUUUCUGUGAGAUGUCUGUUAUAUUGGGGCAAAUAUUAUAGUGUACAUUGAAAAGGUUCUGGUAAGAAUGGCGAUGUUUGGGGUUGUUGACCUCUUCUAAGCUUCCUUUGCAAGUAGAACUGUACUGUGACCAUGUGUUUGGCAUUUCAACAAAAUGUUAAUGAAUAAAAACUGAUGUCUUAUGUAACAGAGACAUGUUAGUUGUAAGUUACAGACGAAUGUGCGGUUAAAUUGUAAUAACUAAAAUUGAUGCACUAUGGUUGUAGCAGCAGCACAUGACACCAGUGACAAAUGGUCCUGUGCUUUAUUCAGAUUUCUACAGACUCAUGACUCAGGGACACAUUGUACAUUUAUUGAAUUUUGUGUAGAUUGACAAACUGCUAAGAGAAAAGGCAGAUCUCGAAUUUGAUUUAUUAAAAUUCUUUACAAGCUUUGUGCAGUUACGACUUUUAUUGAUAAUGGGUUUCCAAAAAAAAACAUUUUUUUCUGGAACAUAAGUAGUAAUUGAAUUUGAAGUCUGAAGCCAAGAUUCAUACAUUCUAUCCAUAAUUAUUACACAUUUUAUUUAUUUUAUUUAAAUGUGUUAACUGGGUUGGAACGCUGAUUUCUUUGGACCAUUUAUAAGCUCAACUUGUGAGCUUAAAGUAGAAAUAUAAUAAAGUACAGAAUACAAAAUUGAUUUUACAGCAUGCAGUGUGACAAGAAAGUAACAACUAAUCAUAUGAUACAAAUUCAGUCUGAAAUAAUAAAUCAAGAGAGGGAGAUGGGGAAAAGUUUAAAUUUGGUUUUGUUGACUGAUUUGAAGUCAUAUUUCCAUCAAUAAAAAACAGAGUCUAAAAUGGACAGACAUUCAUUGUCAUCCAAGUAGUGUUUCACUGAUACUGUUCAGUCUUAUUGUAAAUGACAGUGUAAAAUCGAUACAGAUACUGGUAAUGUGGGCAGUUUGCAAAAGUUGAGACAAACACAGCCCCGCAAGUGUGAAUAGCUAUGGAAUGGCACACUGAAAAUGCGUUUUGUCUGUACUUUUUUAUUAAUUUUGUAGCAUUGGUAGGAACAUAAUGGUAAUACAUGCAAGGUGUACAGGUUCUGUUUCGAAAAGACUUGUUCUCAGUGUAGGUGACUUACUCAGGUGUAAAUCUGCUUUUUAUAGAUGGGCUUUAUAUGGGGGUAAGUCACCUACACCAAAAGCAAGUCUUUUGGAAUCUGGGAAACAGAGUGAGCUAAGCCUACAGCAGUAUUGUAUAUGCAAAUUAUGUUUCCCAUCUUCAGAUCAGUCUGCACUGUGUAUCUGUAACAAGGUCUUUAUUUGAAAGCCACACAAAAUUAUCAAUAUUUGUUGUAAUCUAAAUACAGAAAAAGGAAAAUAAAUUUCAGAUUGUUGAAGUUAAUAUUAGGACAUUUCGAGGACAUUUUAAAUUUUGCAAAAAAAAAAAAGCACAGAUUAAAAUUUCCAAAAUGCCCAUCCCCUUUUGUGCAUUGCUACUGUAGGCCUUUCAUAAAAUAGUUAAAAUGCUUCAAAUAUAGUUAAAUAACUUUAGGCAUACUUAUGACAGUCUUACAAAAAUAACUUUGUUGUUUCCAGAAAUUAUUAUUGUAGUUUGUAUUUUUAUUUGUUGAGCAAAUUAUUAUGUGUUUUUUUAUUGAAUUGUUACUGGACUUAAGUUUCAUGUAGUAAUGCUUAAUGUUUCUUUAACUAUUUAGAAACGUCUGUUACUUUACUGCAGAGAACUUUGGUAUUGUUGGAGUUAUGUGCCUUCCUCUUUUAAAGCUGUAUGAAAGUAUACAAAGGACCUGAAUUAUCAAAAUGGGUAUCUAAAAGGAAAAACCUCAUAUAUGCACAAGCACUAGUUUGUCUUAAUCCAUUUUCCUUGUGGUUGAGUAUGUUUGUAUAUAAUGUGUAACAAUGAAAGUGUUUUCUCUUUGGCCUUCCAAGUCUCAUAAAUGAAUAUGUUUGGUACUGUUGCUCUAAUAUGUAGUACUUUGCCAAAAAGUACAGCCAUGCUUAAUGAAAAUGUAAGUUUUCUCCUGUUCAUAUGUUUUUUAUAUGUUAAAAAGCAAAGUCUGUGCUGUUCACACUACCUGAAACUGUGUCUUUUUCACAUGUAAUAAGCAAAAUACUGUUGUAACUAUAAUAAUGGUGGAAAGUGGUUUGUUCAGGACAAUUUUUAUAAUUUUGAUAAACUGUAAUUAUUUCCAUCACUCAAUAAAUGUUUCAAAUAAAAA